This is a messenger RNA of Rana temporaria (common frog), 4016 nucleotides long. RefSeq lists its product as uncharacterized. The coding region runs from base 497 to 3586 and encodes 1029 amino acids. The record is from RefSeq and is a predicted model, not a curated record. Gene Ontology annotation, molecular function: zinc ion binding; nucleic acid binding. Lineage: Eukaryota; Metazoa; Chordata; Amphibia; Anura; Ranidae. The transcript has a single exon.
CGGUGGUGAAGCUCGUAAGGCAGUGGAAGGGUUCUUCUACCGAAAUUCAGAAGAUGCCUAUCUAGGUGCUUGGGGAAUCCUACAGGACAGGUAUGGAGGUCCAUUCAUAGUGCAAAGAGCCUUCAGAGAAAGGUUGGCUAAAUGGCCAAAGAUAUCAGCAAAUGACCCUGUAGCAUUAGGAGAGUUUGCAGAUUUCCUUCAAGGUUGUGUGGAGGCCAUUCCUCAUGUUAAAGGCCUAGCUAUUCUAAAUGAUUGUGAAGAAAACCACAAGCUUCUCAAGAAACUGCCUGAAUGGAUCGUGCGCAGAUGGAGUCGCAUCGCCGUGGACGAGCUGGACAAGUCCCAAGAAUACCCAACCUUUGCUCGUUUCACAGAGUUCCUGCAAAGGGAAGCUAAGAUUGCAUGCAACCCCAUUGCCUCUCCUUUUCUCCUCAGUACCAAGACUACAGAUGAGAGAAUUCCCAAGAGAGCCAAGGCGCUCAACACAAGCACUCAAAUGAAGCCCUCUACCUUCAACGUUCCAAAUAUCUCAGCUUCAAGACCGAAACCACCUUGCCUAGUCUGCAAAGACGAAACACACGGUGUCGCUAAAUGUCUGACUUUUGCGGCAAAGACCAUCGAUGAAAAGAGGGCCUUUAUUCACGAAAACCAUCUCUGUUUUGGUUGCUUAAGAAAGGGCCACACUACAAAAGACUGCAAAGGAAGACACACGUGUAGCAUAUGCAGUCGACGUCAUCCAACCUGUUUGCACAUACAGAGAGACACUGAGCCUGUCAAGGCAUCAAACGAUGAUUCAGUAGGCAUGAGAAAUAAGGCAAACGACAACGUUCCCAAAGUUAUGUCCCAUACUUUGACAAGACAUACGUCUGCCACAUCCUGCAUUGUUCCAGUUCUGUUGUCAGCUACUACGGAGCCUCAGAGGGAAAUCCUCACUUAUGCCUUACUUGACACACAGAGUGAUUCAACCUUUAUUCUGGCAGACCUGGUAUCGAAGUUAAGUGUGAGCACCAAGCCAUUACAGCUAAGGCUCAGCACAAUGACAGCGGUUGACACAGUUAUUUCAAGCCAAAUUGCUCACGGUCUGCAAGUGCGUGGCUUCAACUCCAAAGUUCAAGUCCAACUCCGUCAAGCCUAUACAAGAGAUUUCAUUCCAGUAGAUAAGUCUCACAUCCCCACUAAGGAGACUGCACUCCAGUGGUCACACCUCAAACACUUGGCAAACAAGUUACAGCCACUUCAAGAUUGCGAAGUAGGACUACUGAUCGGUUAUGACUGCCCAUCAGCACUGGCUCCCUUGGAGGUUGUUAUCGGCUCCGAAAAUGAACCCUUCGCUCAAAAAACUAUGCUCGGCUGGAGCAUUGUAGGAUCAGCAAAUCCACAUCUUGAUAGACCGGGUAGCCAGAGCUUCGUACACAGAGUCGCAGUGAAAGAAAUGCCAAUGCCGCCGGUCGCUGAUGUGUUAAAGGCUUUAGAAAUGGACUUCAUUGAAAGAAAUUAUGAAGAUAAGUACGUGUCUCAAGAUGAUGUUCGCUUCGUGCAGUUUCUCUCGGAAACUAUAAUGAAAAGGAAAGAUGGACACUACGAGAUGCCGUUACCCUUCAAAGACAACAGUCAACUGGCACUACCAAACAAUAAGAGGCUGGCCCUUAUUCGACUUCAUCAUCUAAAGAAAAGAUUAAAGGGAAAUAGACAGUACCAUGAACACUACACUGCAUUCAUGGAAGAAACAAUCAGAAGAGGUGAUGCAGAACCAGCCCCUUCAUUAUCAGAGGAAGAGACAGUGUGGUACAUCCCACAUCACGGGGUUUAUCACCCCAAGAAGCCAGACAAGUUAAGAGUUGUCUUUGAUUGUUCAGCAAAGUUCAAAGGCAUCUCCCUAAACGAUACCUUGCUGACAGGUCCCGACCUGAUAAACUCUCUAGUGGGAGUCCUCUGUCGCUUCAGGAAGGAAGCAGUUGCUGUGAUAUGCGACAUUGAAAAGAUGUUCCAUCAGUUCUAUAUCCCCUCAGAAAUGCGCAAUUACUUAAGGUUCCCUUGGUGGGAGAACGGUCAGUUGGAAACAGAACCGAAAGAAUACAGAAUGGCAGUUCACCUUUUCGGUGCCAGCUCCUCUCCAGGAUGUGCCAAUUUCGGCCUUAAGUAUCUUGCACGACAACACAAGUCAGAACAUCCCUCAGCAUCAGCCUUCAUCGAGAAGAACUUUUAUGUCGACGACGGCCUAACUAGCGUUCCAACAGUCAGCGAAGCUUCGAAUCUAAUCCUCGAAACUCAAGGAUUAUGUAAAAAUGCCGGCCUACGACUGCAUAAGUUCAACUCUAAUAAAAGGGACGUCCUGUCCUGUAUAGCUCCGUCAGAAAGAGCAACAACUAGUGUACCUGUCAAACUUAGCCCAGACUCAACAACAGAAGGACAAGUACUUGGCAUUCAGUGGUCAAUUGAAAACGACACCUUCAGUUUCAGUGCUGACAUAAAGCAUCAACCCUCAACUCGUCGUGGUAUCCUGUCAGUCGUAGCCUCCCUUUAUGAUCCUCUAGGCUUCAUAGCCCCCUUCAUACUGAGUGGCAAGUGCAUUCUCCAAGAGCUUUGCCGCAGAGGCAUCAGUUGGGAUGAAGCACUUCCUGAGAGCUUAUGUCCACGGUGGGAGGCUUGGAAGAGUAGUCUGCAAGCUUUAAGGGAAAUCAAGAUACCCAGAUGUUACCAUCCCCCAGACUUUGGUAACAGAAUGAAAGUGGAACUACACCACUUUUCCGAUGCCAGCAACAUAGGAUAUGGUGCCUGUUCGUACCUUAGGUACAAAAAUGACAGAGAUCAAGUCCAUUGCAGCUUCGUAAUGGCCAAGGCAAGAGUUGCACCAACGAAGAUUGUGAGCAUCCCAAGGCUUGAACUCUCAGCUGCCGUCACUGCAGCAAGGUUGAGUGUCAUGUUGAAGGCAGAACUUGAAAUAGAAGUUGACAAAGAGUUCUUCUGGACAGACUCCCAAGUAGUCUUAGCCUAUAUCAAUAACGAAGCAAGAAGGUUUCACGUGUUUGUAGCCAAUCGUGUUCAACUCAUAAGAGAGAUUACAGAUCCAACCCAGUGGCAUUAUGUGGAUACGACCCAAAACCCAGCCGACCAUGCAUCCAGGGGUCUACAUGUAGCGGAUAUAUCCACCUCAAGUUGGUUAUCUGGGCCUAGUUUCCUUUGGAGAUCUGAAGUGCACGCAUCUUCAAGCUCUUCAGCAGAACUAAUUGUAGACGAUCCUAAAGUCAAACCCAUUACAACCCUUGCAUCACAAGCCAAUGAACAAUUCUGGAGUCGGUGGAAAAGAGAAUACCUCAUGAGUGUUUCCACAAGACAGAAAUGGCACACACCUCGACGUAACCUCAAAGUAAAUGACAUUGUCAUAAUCAAAGAUGAUAUGUCUCCCAGAUGCCAGUGGCAACUAGGACGUGUAAUUGAAACUACAAUAGAAAAGGAUGAUCUAGUUCGUCGAGUCAAGGUGUUAGUAGGUGACAGAAGAUUGCAAGAUAAGAAGGACUAUGUAUCAAAACCUUCAAUUAUUGAACGUCCUAUUCAAAAGCUAGUAGUCCUCAUAGAAAGCAAAUAAGUUCAGUUUUAGUGAUACACUAGCAUACCACCACACAAGACAGUAGCCAGUCACAGAGGUACCUAUAAGCUAAAUUGUGUAUGAUGUACCAUGUUUUAUAGCGGCCAAGGUUAUGUUCUGUAAAUUAUGUAUGACUUUUAGGUUAUGUUCAUCAUAACAUAAUUUGGUGGGAGUGUAACUGUCCGCUUAUCAUUGUGGAUCUAGUUCAGCACUUACUGCUGGGUGGAACAUUUCUGCCUCCCUUUGGUUCCCUGGGGAAUGUUUUGAUCAGCAGGAUUACAAGACCACUCCUUCUUCCUGUCUUAGAAAGAAAGCCUUUUCCUGUAUCUCAGAUGCCACAUGUUAGCUGUCUGCAUAGGAUUUCAUGGAAGAUGUCUGCAGAAAAUCCCUAAAGCUUAAAGUUUGUACCCCCCUUGGCAAGUGGAUCGAG